This is a messenger RNA of Ostrinia furnacalis (Asian corn borer), 640 nucleotides long. RefSeq lists its product as uncharacterized. The coding region runs from base 146 to 640 and encodes 164 amino acids. The transcript has 4 exons. Lineage: Eukaryota; Metazoa; Arthropoda; Insecta; Lepidoptera; Crambidae. The record is from RefSeq and is a predicted model, not a curated record.
UUAAGUAUAAAUAAGUUUCAUGAAGUCUUUCCAUCAAUCGAGUCUCCUCUGUUGACGAACACUUAAGUAGUGCCUAACUGCUCAUCGUGCUCCUCGUGCUCAUCGUGCUUCUCGUGCUCCUCGUGCUGCUUACUCACUUCGCAAAAUGUCACAAUCAGAUAAUAAACGGGUGGCAUCCUGGGACUCUGAGUCUGAGCCCUCGGACUUCGGAGAACAGCCUCCACCACAACCCGCAAAGAAGGCGAAAAAAUCAGCCAAGGCGGAAACACCUUCGGCCACCUCUAAAUCAAAGAAAAAGACGUCCACUAGUGGCACAACCAAGUCUGCGAAAUCGCUUUCGAGCGAAUUAUUCGGCGACGACUCCGACGGACCGUGCCCCGAGCCAGUCCCGAAAGCGUCGCCGCUGUGGUCGUCCCUGGCCCGCAGAGUCGCUGAUGGCGUGACGCGCCAGAUCGAGCUGGUCGAAGAGGGGGAGAUCUUCUUCGAUGUCAAGGUGUUUAACACCUGCGACAUCAUCGACCUGGAUCCUCGUCAGCGGGCUGAAAAGUGGACUGCACAGUUGCGCUUGAGGGUGAAGCCCAACGAUCCGCUCUGGGUGCAAUUAAAAAAAAUUGCAAGGNGACCUACUAAAUAUUUUUGA